This is a messenger RNA of Penaeus monodon (black tiger shrimp), 1036 nucleotides long. RefSeq lists its product as uncharacterized. The transcript has 4 exons. Lineage: Eukaryota; Metazoa; Arthropoda; Malacostraca; Decapoda; Penaeidae. Bases 61 to 675 code for a protein of 204 amino acids. The record is from RefSeq and is a predicted model, not a curated record.
UGGGGCUGCCCCUCGGGGUCGCCCUUCUGGGACUUGGAGUACCACCGGCCCUCCGGCGGAAUGGAUGCCAGCUGCGUGGCACUCCAAGGCAGUCGAGAUUACUACUGGCGUGACUUCCCCUGCGACUAUCUCAAGCCCGGCCUGUGUGUGUGCGGGGAAGUGCCCGAGCCUCACAUACCGCCAGAGGUCGUCUGCCCAGAGAAUACAACUCGUAUUUUCGAUCGGUGUGUGCUUAUUCUUCCGUACCUCGUGGACACCUUCCAGGAAGCGCGGGAGGGCUGCGCUGCCGAAGGAGGCGAUCUGCUCAGACUCAACAACCCGGGAAUCAUGAGGGAGUUCUACUUCUUUGUCGAAGCUGAUGCAGGAAACUGGAGCGAAAUUAUCUUCGUUGAUGGCCAGCUGAACGAAGCUGGAAAAUUCCUCUUUGGUGACAAUUCUGAAGUGCCGAUGGGUUCCCCCUAUUGGCAGGUCGGGCACCCUACCGGGGAGGCCGGCCAUCUACACUAUUCUACUUCAGUCUACUUAGUGAACGAUGUGCCAUGUGGUGGUCCUCCUCCUCCUCCUCCUCCUGCUCCUGCAACGACCACAACUACACCUGCUCCGGUGGUUUCUGGGCCCCACGAUCACAGGCCGACGGGACCUUUCCACGUGGCUUGCGAGAUGCCCCCUCUCUGAGCGCCGUCCAGACAAGGGGGAGGGGUGAGAGGGCGACCCCCACCCCUAUCGUAAUCACCUUGUUCCCUGUCGUUCUCUCAACGGAACCAGAAGUGUUCGGUCUUUUCAUUUUAUUGGAUUUAUUUAGUUUUGCUUAGAUGCAUUGUUCACAUCCUUGAGUCAUUUCUGUAUUUCGAAUCAUGUUGAUUUUCAGGCAAAAGUCAAUAGAGAUCACAUGUCUGACUAAUCUGGAACUUUUCCUGUUAUCCAAGCGCACAGUGUUGAAGUUCGAUAGCAUAGAAAAAAAUAACCGAUGCUAUUCCAAUUUUUCAGAAUUAAUAAAGUUACAAUUACAAAAAGCAAAUGAUAAUGAAUAUUUGAA